CACUGCCGGACAGAACCCUCGAGCAGGAUCUCCUUUUCUCGCAGGCUGCACCGAGCCGCAGCUGCUUGCAACUUAUGUCUGAUGAGGGAGUUGCAGAGAGGAAGCAACUAAAGCAGAAGUGGGUUCCCUUGAAGAUGGAGCAGCAGCAGCUUCUGCAUCCUAAGUGCUUCUAAUUGCCGGGCGACAGGUGUCUCUGUUGUCCUCGUUCUCGCCCCUCCUUGGAUGUGAGCCUGUGCUCGACUCCCCCGAGAGGGUCCUUUCUUAAAAUGAGUCUGUGGGUCCGGGUGGGGGUCUUAGGCGCUCUAGCUUCCUUCGCGCACAGGAGGCUGAGAGCCCGGGCCGAACCGAGCGGCAAGGGCGGCCAGCACCCUGGCGAAGACCAGCCGGAGCUGAAAUUGGUGCUGGUUCUCUUUCGGCACGGCGCACGCACACCUCUCCGGCCCAUUCCCGAUGUAGCGCAGGUGGAAUGGGAUCCUGCACUCCUGGAGAUUCCUGCUGAAACCAAGCUUGACUAUGCAGUAACUGAUCUAACUGGGGGUCCAAAGCCUUAUUCUCCAUUUGAAGACCAAUAUAGCAAGGUUGUGCUGAAGGGUGGUGUGAUUGCUGGCCAGUUAACCAAAGUGGGCAUGCAGCAGAUGUUUGCCCUGGGGGAACGACUGAGGAAGCAUUACAUUGAAGACAUCCUUUUCCUCUCUCCAGCAUUCAAACCUUCGGAGGUCUUUGUUCGUUCUACUAAUAUCGUUCGAAACUUGGAAUCUACACGAUGUUUGCUGGCUGGGCUCUUCCAACAGCUUGAAAGAAGACCAAAUGAAGAGCUUCUCCUUAUAAACUGCGCUUUGGAGUCACAGAAUUCCUCUUAUCCUAAUCCAUAGAACUAUAGCCGAAGCCUGAAACAGGUGAACAGAGAAAGGAUGGCCACCAUGUCUUUACAGCCAGGCAUUUCUGAUGACCUGAAGACAAUUAAAGAAAAGAUGGGAAUCAACAGCGAGAAACAAGUGGAUUUUUUUGUCCUGUUUGACAACAUAUUUGCAGAACAGGUACACAAUCUGCCUAGCUGCCCUGUUCUGAAGAAUUUUCAGCAAAUAAUUGAGCAAAGGGCCAUUGACUCUCUCCUUUAUGUCACAGGACACAAUUUAAGGGAAACUCUUCAGAUGUCUGUUGGUCCUCUACUUCAUGAACUGCAGAAGAACAUUAGAGAGGCAAUAGAGCCUUCCUCUGUCAACAGCAAGACCAGAAAGCUCAUUCUGUAUGCUGUUCAUGAUGUGACCCUCUUGCCACUAUUGAUGGCUCUCGGGAACUUCAACCAUAAAUGGCCUCCAUAUGCUUCUGAUGUGACACUGGAACUCUAUCAGCUUUCUAGGAACUGGUUUGUACGACUUACCUAUAACGGAGAGGAAUUGACUGCAAGAGGCUGCAGAGCUGGUCUCUGCCCCUUGGAGGAUUUUCUGAAUGCUAUUUCGAGUUAUAGCACAAAUCCCAAGGAAUACAAUCUGCUUUGCUCCAGAUCAGCUGAUACUGUAAAUGAAUAACUAAUUCAUGAUAGUAAAAUUAUAUUCUUACUAUGAGUUCCUAAAAUAUAAUGGGAAAAAAGGCA
This is a messenger RNA of Sphaerodactylus townsendi, 1594 nucleotides long. RefSeq names its product acid phosphatase 6, lysophosphatidic (gene ACP6). Gene Ontology annotation, biological process: dephosphorylation. Gene Ontology annotation, molecular function: phosphatase activity. The record is from RefSeq and is a predicted model, not a curated record. The transcript has 10 exons. Lineage: Eukaryota; Metazoa; Chordata; Lepidosauria; Squamata; Sphaerodactylidae.